Messenger RNA from Gryllus bimaculatus (two-spotted cricket), 3382 nucleotides. The record is from the annotation of a GenBank genome assembly. NCBI's taxonomy places the organism in Eukaryota, Metazoa, Arthropoda, Insecta, Orthoptera, Gryllidae.
AUGUCACUGAAAUCCCUAGGAGUGACCCCUCGUGUGCUUGCAGGGUCCUCCGCCGGCGCCGAGAUGGCGAUGCCCAGCAUGGUGUGGGACUACAUCGCGUUCGUGGUGUUCCUGGUGCUGUCGACGGCGCUGCCGCUCUGGAACAAGUGCGGGGACGGCAAGGACAAGACGAAGGCGGCCUACGUCUUCGCCACGGGCUCGCGCGUCUCCACCUUCGCCAUGAUGCUGUCCAUCGCGCGGGGCACCCUGGGCGUGCGCUCCGUGCUCGGUUACCCUUCAGAACUCUACUACCGAGGAACAGCGAUGUGGGAGACGCUCUACGGAAUGGUGUGCGCCUACCCCAUCGUCUGCUUCGUCUUCUUGCCCGUGUACUAUAGCCUUGGAAUAACCUCUGUCUACCAGUACCUGGACUUGCGCUUCAAGUCGCGCCUGGUGCGCUGCCUGGCGUCCGCCACGUACGUUGUGCGCUCGCUGCUGAACGUGGCGGUGACGGUGUUCACGCCGUGCGUCGCGCUCAAGACCGUCAUCGGCCUGCCCUACUGGGCCUCCAUCGUCGGCAUCACCUCCAUCAGCGUCUUCUUCACGCUGCUCGGCGGACUGAAGGCCGCCAUCCACGCGGACGUGAUCCAGGGCCUGGUGAUGAUCGCGUGCUCGCUCGCCAUCAUCGUGCAGGGCUGCGUGAGCGCGGGCGGCAUCGAAAACGUCAUCAACACGGCGUCCGAGAACGGCCGCCUGCAGUUCUUCAACGCUCUGUCUGUGCGCAGCUUCGACAUGGACCCCACCGUGCGAGUGAGCACCGUGUCCGCGCUCUUCGGCCAGCUCUUCAUGUCGCUCUCCAUCUUCGGCUGCCAGCAGAGCUUCGUCCAACGCUACGUCAGCAUGGAGUCCCAGAAGGCCGUCGUCAAAACUCUCAUUGGUAACAUCCCAAUUAUUGUGGUGCUCUUCAGCUUAUCAUGGGUUGCUGGGAUGGGCAUUUACGCAAGCUAUGUUAAUUGCGACCCGCUGCUGUUUGGGUACAUUUCUGUGAUUGAUGAAAUAGUGCCUUUUUUCGUUGAAGACAAAUUUGUUCAUAUGCCAGGACUACUGGGUAUUUUCAUGGCUGUACUUUUCAAUGGUGCUCUUAGCCUCACAGUCUCAAUCAUCAACUCUCUUUCAACUGUCACAUGGGAAGAUUUCUUCCUCCAGCUUCCUCAUUUCCAAACAUUCAAUGAUCGGAAACAACUAAUUGUUAUUAAAUGCAUUGGUGCUUUUUAUGGUGUGCUGAUUGUGGGAAUAGCUUUUGGUGUAGCUUUGUUUUCUGGAGUUAUUGAAUCAUCAAUGUUAAUGACAUCAGCUACAAGUGGGCCUUUGCUCGGUGUUUUUCUCUUAGCAAUGCUUAUCCCUUGCUGCAAUUGGAAGGGUGCAGCUUGGGGAAUGAUUGUAAGCCAUAUCUUAACACUGUGGAUUACUUUUGGAAAAUUAACUAUGAAACGGGAGCCAAUUUCCCUUCUACCUCUAAAUGAUGAAGGAUGUACGAAUGCUACAUUUGGUCAUCUGGGGCCUCCUGAGACUGCUUUUUUUGUGGAUUCAGAUGAUCUGUAUAUCACUAAUAACACAGAUGUUGAAGAUGUUAUAUCAAUAAGCAAAGAGCCUGAGGACUUCCUUACCGAAUUGUAUUCAAUUACUUACAUGUACUACUCUCUCUUUGGGUGCUUCAUGACAGUUUUCUUGGGAAUAGUAAUCAGCAUGAUUACAGGAACGAGUGAAGAAGAUGCUUAUGAUGAGAAAUUGAUUCACCCACUGGCACUGAAAAUAAGCAGAUAUUUUCCUGGUCCUCCAAGAAAGUAUGUGGCAGACAAAAUCACCAGUCCAGAUAAAGCUGUGAAUCAUGUAAACCACAUAAAUCAUAUCAACCACAUCACUCCAGAACGAUACACCCCCAAAGAAAUUCCUCUCCCUGAUAAGAAACCACCUGUGUGAUACAAUGUUCAUGAUUUGGCAACAGCUGUGUUGUUAGGUUAAUGUGCCUUGAAACAUUGGUGAAAAUUUUCUUUGUGUACUUAGCCACAACUUGCCAAGUUCCUUGUGGAAGUGAAUAUUGACAAGUGUAUGAAGGCAAGUGCAAGUGCAUAAGACGAUUAAGAAGUGAAAUCACUUGGACAAGAAGAUUCCUACUUCCUGAAGACUUCAUGGAAUUGUGCGAAUACAGUGUACACAACUGAAUGUUGAAGGAAUUGGAUAUUUUUUAGGCUGUUGUGUUAAAGACUUUUGAUAGACUGUUGGAGAGAUGAUUUCUCUGAUGUUCCUCGUACAAUUCCAUUACAUUAUGUGUUUCUCAAAUUUUAGUUUCUGAUGCCUAGUCUUACAAAUAGAUUAGCACAUUAAUUGUGAAGGGCUAUGAUUAGUUUUGCAAAAACAUUAUGCUUGCUGUACUGUGAUGCAGCAAUUAAGCAAGAUGGAAGCUUUUUGUUUCAGUUAAUGUGCUAUGCAAGUGCCUUAUUAUAUCUUAGGACAUAGGUAUUGCAAGAAAACUAAUAGAAAUGAAUGUUCCUGAAUUAACGAUGUAGAGAAACAGUUUUAUUUCACUUUAAUAAAAAAAUAGUUUGAUAAUAAUGGAAUAUGGAAAAAGGUUUUCAGUUACUAUGGAAGCUCGUAUUUUUGAAUCGAAGACACAAUGCGAAAUUAAAUUUUGUAUUGUUUGUGUGAAAGUACAAUGUCAUGUCAUUGUAUGAGCAUUGGCAUGUCUGAAACAUUUUCUUCUGGGAAUUGAUGAUAUUGUAUACUUCUAAUGAAUGAAGAAUGAAAUCAGGGAAAUGAAAACCGAAAAUAACUCGGCUAUUACCACAAGUUUUGUUUAUGUCAUUUUAGAUACUAUUUAAUGUUUUUACAAUAGUUGUAAUAUUUAUGUACAAAUGUAGCUGCAUAGAUCACAUAGUUAAAUAAUUUGUUGUUUCACAUUGUUAUGAAAUUCUGAAUGAUCAAGUUUGCUUCAGUAUUUUAAGGUACUACACAAUGAAACUAAUAAUAUUUCCUUGAAAAAUGAACUAUUAGCCAUCACAACAAUAGACCUAUUUAUGUUUUACUCUGUGAUGUCUUGGUAUACAUGUUGAUUGAUUGUGAAGAUUUACUGUUGAAUAUACAUCUGAUUAAUAACUUAUAUAUUCAUAUCACAUAGUUCUACACAGUAUGAAAGAUAAUAUUUUUUGAGAUUGUUAUUUGUAGUUGAUCAGUAAGUAAUGUAGCACUUUAAUGUUAAAACAAUUUUCCAAACCAUGCAAAAAAAUGCUCAUUCUGAUAUUUUUAUGUAAUUCUAUUGAGAUGAUAUUGAUCUUCAAUUUUGUGACGGCAUAAUAUCUAUUUAAAAUAAAAGUAUUAAUUUUUUACUUCAUCAAUUUCUCAAUCA